AUGCACAACAAUUUACACCUUGUUAAAUACCCAUCACUGCAGUCACUGCAAUGCAAACCAUUUAGAACUUGAAACAUGGUUUCAACGAUGCCUCAAACCUUUCUUCAAUGGUUGAGCUUGGUGGGGGCAGUAUGGCUUCAAUCCAUAAACGGAACAAAUACAAAUUUCCCUGCUUACUCAUCCCAACUCAAAGCUCUUCUUUCCAUGUCCCAGUUCCAACUCAACAAUCUUGCCUUCGCCUCAGACGCCGGCAAGCUUUUCGGGUGGAUUUCCGGCGUUGCAACAGUUUAUUUGCCCCUUUGGGUAGUUCUCGUGAUUGGCGCCACUCUUGGUUGUGUUGGUUAUGGUUUACAAUAUCUCUUCAUAACAAACCAUAUCUCCUCUCUUCCAUAUGGCUAUAUCUUUUUACUCACUGUUGUAGCAGGAAAUAGCAUUUGUUGGAUCAACACCGUUUGUUAUGUUGUAACCAUUAAAAAUUUCCCUUCAAAUCGUCAAGUAGCUGUAGGAAUAACAACCAGUUACUUAGGAUUAAGUGCAAAAAUCUAUACAGAUAUUGUCGGUGCUAUGUAUUCUUCCCCUAUAAAAAGAGGUAAAGCUUAUCUUCUUCUUAAUUCCAUCCUUCCUUUAAUCACUUGUGUCGUCACUGCGCCUCUUGUUAGAGGUGUUAAAGUUGAAAAAAGUAAAAGAAUGAGAGGAGGGUUCAUUGUUAUGUUUGUGAUAACAAUAGUUACUGGAAUCUACGCCAUUAUUGGCAGCUUCGAUAGGGUGUCAAAAGUAUUAUCGCCACUGAAGAAUAUGAUUGGCAUGAUAGUUUGCCUAUUAAUCCCACUAGUGAUUCCAUUUGGAGAAAAGAUUAGGGAGGUUUUCGCAACAAAAUGGUGGCUAAAUGGAGAGCCAAAGGUGCAUAAUUCUACCAUAGACGACAACACGAGUGUGGAGAGAGUAGAAAAUGGAGUAAAGGAAGAUGAAAAAGAUGAAGCUGAGAUCGAAAAUCAUGAGAUAGAUGUCAUGGAGGAGAUUGGGGUGAAGUUGAUGGUGAAGAGAGUAGAAUUUUGGUUGUAUUUUUUUGUGUAUUUAUUUGGUGCAACCCUUGGUCUUGUGUUUCUCAACAACUUGGGACAAAUAGCCGAGUCUCGUGGCUUCUCAGGAAUUUCUUCUCUGGUUUCUUUGUCUUCAUCAUUCGGCUUCUUUGGCCGUCUCUUGCCAUCCCUUUUCGAGUACUUUUUCUCAAGGAGCAAGUACAUGAUUUCAAGAACAGCUUCAAUAGUUGCAUUAAUGGCGCCAAUGGCAGGAGCUUUCAUUCUACUUCUCAACACAACCAACUUUGCUCUCUGUAUGAGCACCGCCAUUAUAGGCAUCUGCACAGGAGCCAUUACUACCUUAUCUGUAGCGACAACUACCGAGCUGUUUGGUACAAAGAAUUUCAGUGUGAACCAUAACGUUGUGGUGGCAAAUAUCCCAAUUGGCUCCUUUCUCUAUGGCUACUUAGCCGCCCUUAUUUAUCAUAAGGAAAGCAAUGGACAUGGCCGAUGCAUUGGAUCUCACUGCUACAGAAAUACUUUCAUUUUCUGGGGUUCUCUUUGUUCCUUCGGGACUUUUCUAGCUUCAUUAUUGUAUAUCCGUACAAGGAAGUUCUACUCACAAAGAUACUAUGGAAGGCAAUGAUACAAAGUCAGAUACUAAUAUAUUAUACUUUGUUACGUUUAUUCUCUUAUGAAGACGUACAAUAUUAAUGCAUUUUUGUAAGUAUAUAGGUAUUUAAAAAUCUCCAGUCGAUUUUGAUGUGUAUUUCGACAUUUGAAUGAAUGUAGUCCACUAACUUUAUGUAGAGAAUCGUAAUAUUCAUAAAGAGAUAAAUAUGUCGUUGUUUGAGUAACCACGUUAAAUGAUAAUGUUUAAGAGACCA
This is a messenger RNA of Mangifera indica (mango), 1906 nucleotides long. RefSeq names its product protein NUCLEAR FUSION DEFECTIVE 4-like. The transcript is spliced from 2 exons. Gene Ontology annotation, cellular component: membrane. The record is from RefSeq and is a predicted model, not a curated record. The coding region runs from base 76 to 1665 and encodes 529 amino acids. Lineage: Eukaryota; Viridiplantae; Streptophyta; Magnoliopsida; Sapindales; Anacardiaceae.